AUCUUUGUCUAUGGCAUUAUGGUAGGGUUUCAUCGUUUCAUUGGUUUCAUUGACCGAUCGUCUUGUAAAGAUUGUUUUGUUAUGUGGUUUAGUUCUGUAUUUAGUGUGAAAUUCUACUAUUUAGCAUAAUGGUUACUGAUUUAAUGUUCAAAGACAUUCCCGCUGAUAAAUGCCUUACCUCUAACGUUUGUGAUGUUUAAGCAAUAGUAGUGAUAUUUUCCCACAUAAUUAUGGUUAACUGACGUUGGACUGUGCAUCCUCAAUUAUGGCAGACCCAGGUUAUUACCACAGUGAUUAUAUUCGCCACCCUGUUCUACAUGAACUCGGUGUCAAGUAUGGAAUCAAGACUGAGUGUAUUCCAGAAAUAGCUUUGCCGUCUAAGCUGGAGGAGCUCAAGGAUGUAAUACGCAGAGAAAUACGCAAGGAGCUCAAAAUAAAGGAGGGUGCUGAGAAAUUGCGCGAAGUUGCGACGGACCGAAGAUCUCUUUCUGAUGUCGCAAAUCAAAUCAAGAAAGCUAACAUCAAACUCAAUCAACUCAAGUCAGACCUUCAAGAACUUGAAUCGCAGCUAAUUUUGUCUCGGGGACAAUCCACUCCGACCUCACCAGAAGACCUCUCCUAUGAUGAGGAGAUCAUCCUUGCUUCUGAAGCAGCUCAACAACAAAGGCAGCUUGGUGAAGGAACUACCGACAGAAAGUUAGCUUCCCUCGAAAAACAGCUAAAUAUUGAGCUGAAAGUGAAACAAGGUGCUGAAAAUAUGAUUCAAAGCAUCAGUAGCAGUAACCAAUCUAGAGAUAAGAAACUGUUAGCAGAGGCUCACCAAAUGCUUGCUGACUCUAAAGAUAAAAUAGAAUAUUUAAAACUUCGUAUUUCGAAAUUAAGUAAGCAGCAGAAAGGUGAUAUAGCUGGUGCAAACGGGGAUGGCAGAAACACUGAUGGGAGUGGCAUUGAUGCACUGCUAGAUGAAAGAAUUGCAGAACUAAGAAACAGACUUCGAAUCGAAGCAGCAGUUGUGGAAGGUUCUAAAAAUGCCAUAAGACUCUUACAAAGUGACAAAAAAGUUACUGACAAGAAAGCAUUGCAGGAAGCUCAAACGAGUUUACUUGAAUCAACCCAGAAGCUUGAUUUGCUUCGUAAAUCUUUGGACAUGCGUCGCCAAGAGCUCCCUUCGGAAAGUGCAGCAUUUGCGGAACUUGGACAUGAGCUGAGGAGUACAGGUUCCAGCCCAGGUUAUGUCAGUCUGUCUGGCAGCAGUGGUUCCAGAGCUCAGUUCCUAUCGCCGGCUCCUAUGAUCAGCCCUUGUGUGCAAGUAACAGGAACCUUAGAGGUGCGGCUAAUGGGCUGCCAGGACCUGCUUGAAGAUGUGCCAGGUCGUAGCCGACGGGACCCCCUGGCCAGUCCCUCGGACUUGAAGUCUUUUGUGAAAGGUGUAACUAUUCGGAACUCAAUGAAAUACACAUACAGCAUCAAAGAAGACACAAGCAAUGAAAUAAUGGCUGUCAUGAAGCUUGACAACCACACAGUGGCUCAGACCAGCUGGAGGCCAUGCUCUCAGCAAGCAUGGGACCAAAGAUUCACCAUUAAACUAGAUAAAUCAAGAGAACUGGAAAUUGGAGUUCAUUGGAAGGACUGGCGUGGGCUUUGUGCUGUCAAGUUCUUAAGAUUAGAAGAAUUCAUUGAUGACAUCAGGCAUGGCAUGGCUCUAGAACUUGAACCCCAAGGUCUCUUAUUUGCAGAAAUCAAAUUUUUGAACCCCAUCAUCUCAAGAAAGCCUAAACUUCAACGCCAGAGAAAGAUAUUCAAACAACAAGGGAAAAAUAUUCCAAGACCUUAUGGAGAAAUGCCUAUACCUGCUGUGGUGCUGGGCAGACUUCUUAAGCGUUCUUCACCAUCAAUACAAAAUAUUCAAACUGCUCACAUUGCCAAUCAACACUUUGAUGCUACUGGUUUAGAUAACAGAGAUGUUGAAAAUCCAAAUGCCACACUUGGAGGCAUGGCUGGUGUCAGACCGCUAGGGCUGCCAACAACGCCCACUACACCACCGAUACCGGUCACUCCGCCGCCAAAACCAACUCUACCAAUGCAGCCUCCUCCCAAUGUAUCCACUCUUCGAAUGGAAAAAGAGCUACAAAAGGCAUUUGCAUUUUUAGAAGAUUCAUACACAAGGGAUAAUUACGUCACAAAAGAACCGCAAACUCCUUGUGAUACUCCCUUAGUGGAAUAUCCACCUUCACCGUCCCCAAAACUUGUUUUAGAAUAUCCCAGUAAUGAGGAUCAGAUUGUUGAAGUAACCAGAGAAAUGAUAAUAUCAUCUUCUAGAUCUUCAUCAUCAGUGAUUGAUACUAUGGGGAAAGAACAUGAUUUGCGACGACAAUCCGGAGAUAUGUCUAUGGACAGUUUUAGAUUUCUAAGUGUUCUGGGUAGAGGUCAUUUUGGAAAAGUAAUUCUUGCUCAAUACAGACCCACUAAUGAAUAUUUUGCUAUAAAAGCUUUAAAAAAGGGCGAUAUAAUCGCCCGAGAUGAGGUUGAUUCUUUGUUAUCAGAGAAGAGAAUAUUUGAGGUAGCUAAUGCAAUAAGACAUCCUUUCUUGGUCAACCUUUUUGCUUGUUUCCAAACAGAUCAACAUGUUUGCUUUGUGAUGGAGUAUGCAGCUGGAGGUGAUCUUAUGAUGCAUAUACAUGCAGAUGUGUUCACAGAACCUAGGGCAGUAUUUUAUGCAGCUUGUGUAGUAUUAGGUCUACAGUAUUUACAUGAAAAUAACAUAAUUUAUAGAGAUUUAAAGUUAGACAACUUGUUACUAGAUACUGAUGGAUACGUUAAAAUUGCCGAUUUUGGUCUGUGCAAAGAAGGAAUGGGUUGGGGAGAUCGUACUGGCACAUUCUGUGGAACCCCUGAAUUCCUUGCACCAGAAGUAUUAACAGAGACAUCAUACACUCGAGCUGUGGACUGGUGGGGACUUGGUGUAUUGAUAUUUGAAAUGUUGGUUGGAGAAUCACCUUUUCCAGGUGAAGACGAAGGAGAAGUAUUUGAUUCCAUUGUUAAUGAUGAAGUUCGUUACCCGAGGACUUUGUCUCUCGAGGCGAUCGCAUUGAUGCGGCGAUUGUUAAGGAAAAAUCCUGAGCGACGUUUAGGAUCGUCUGAACGGGAUGCCGAAGAUGUGAAGAAGCAGGCAUUCUUCCGAAACGUGAAUUGGGAACAGUUGUUACUUAGAAAAGUGAAGCCACCAUUUGUGCCAACGAUAAACAAUCUAGAGGACGUGAGUAACUUCGACAGCGAGUUCACGUCAGAGGCGGCGGUGCUGACGCCGCCAAAGGAGCCCCGCGCGCUCACCGCCACUGACCACAAACUGUUCGAAGACUUCACAUACAUGGCAGAUUGGUGCUAGGCCUAAAUAUGUCGAAUAAAGCAUUAAGUUCUAGAAA
Molecule: messenger RNA, 3422 nt
Organism: Ostrinia furnacalis (Asian corn borer)
Lineage: Eukaryota; Metazoa; Arthropoda; Insecta; Lepidoptera; Crambidae
Gene: Pkn
Product: serine/threonine-protein kinase N
Exons: 2
Coding region: 266-3385 (1039 amino acids)
Biological process (GO): protein phosphorylation; signal transduction
Molecular function (GO): protein serine/threonine kinase activity; small GTPase binding; ATP binding
Source: RefSeq, a predicted model, not a curated record